GUUUGGCAUCCAUAGCAUUGAAAAACACGAAUCUCGUUAAAAUGAAAAUAUUUGGACAAACUGGCAGGUGUUUGUAGAACCGUUUUAGAAUGCAGUAAUUGUUAACUUUACAGAAGAAUUAUGCUGUCAAAUUCGAAGAAAGGAACAAGUCUACCAUGGGUUGAAAAAUACCGGCCUGCCAAACUUGAUGAUCUUAUUUCUCAUGAAGAUAUUAUUAGCACCAUUAACAAAUUCAUCAAAGAGGAUCAACUGCCACAUUUAUUGUUUUACGGACCUCCUGGAACUGGUAAAACUAGUACGAUAUUGGCUUGUGCUCGACAGCUUUACAAGCCUGCUCAGUUUAAUUCCAUGGUUUUAGAACUAAAUGCCUCAGAUAGUCGUGGUAUUCAAAUAGUGAGAGGACCUAUUCUCAACUUUGCUAGUACAAGAACAAUGUUCAACUCAGGAUUUAAGUUAAUAAUAUUAGAUGAGGCAGACGCCAUGACGAAUGAUGCUCAAAAUGCCCUCAGGAGAAUAAUUGAAAAGUACACCGAUAACGUACGAUUUUGUAUCAUCUGCAAUUAUCUGUACAAAAUCAUUCCGGCACUGCAGUCACGUUGUACAAAAUUCAGAUUCGGACCACUCGACCCAGAACAGAUUAUACCUAGAUUGGAACAUGUUAUCGCAGAAGAAAAAGUAGAAGCUACCGAGGAUGGUAAAAAAGCACUUAUGACUUUAAGCGGUGGAGAUAUGAGAAGAGUUUUAAAUGUCCUUCAAAGUACUUGGCUAGCAUUUGGAUCGGUCACUGAGCAAACAGUCUACACUUGCGUGGGACAUCCUCUCCCUAGAGACAUACAAACCAUCCUACACUGGCUGCUCAAUGAGUCCUAUUUAUUAGCCUAUUGCAAAAUCGAAGAGCUUAAAGUAAACAAAGGUCUUGCUCUACAGGACAUUUUAGUACAACUACACUUAUUCGUGAGCAAACUCGAGUUGCCAAAAGAAAACAUGAUAAAUCUACUGAUAAAGAUGGCAGAGAUAGAGAAACGCUUAAUCGCAGGAACGAGCGAAUCCGUUCAACUGAAUUCUCUAAUAUCAGCAUUUUAUAAUAGUCGUGAGAUACCAGAUAAUUGAUGAAGAUAGAUAGCGAAUGAAUGUAUUCUAAACAAAUCAUCAAUAUUUAGUCCACGUAUUUCGAUUAUCCCAAAAAAACACAUUUGUAUACGAGCGUUCUAUUUUUACAGAAAAUAAUAAUAAAAGCGUUGCGUGCGAAUAAUCAAUCGCACUUAUUUCCUCCAGA
This is a messenger RNA of Cephus cinctus (wheat stem sawfly), 1276 nucleotides long. It is a transcript of the gene RfC3, whose product is annotated as replication factor C subunit 5. Lineage: Eukaryota; Metazoa; Arthropoda; Insecta; Hymenoptera; Cephidae. Gene Ontology annotation, biological process: DNA repair; DNA-templated DNA replication. Gene Ontology annotation, molecular function: ATP hydrolysis activity; ATP binding; DNA binding. The record is from RefSeq and is a predicted model, not a curated record. Gene Ontology annotation, cellular component: DNA replication factor C complex; nucleus. The transcript has 8 exons. The coding region runs from base 121 to 1110 and encodes 329 amino acids.